GUUCCGUUCUUUCUCAAGACGAGGUCACACGUCGAACACCUCGGUGACUAUUCGCCUUCUCUUGAGCCAUGGAGAUUGGUGAGUGGCGCCGUGGCCGGAUCAUCGGCCGCGGAGCCUCCGCUACCGUCUCCCUCGCCACUUCGAUGGCCUCCGGCCAGGUCUUUGCGGUCAAGUCCUCGGAGCUUUGCUCCCUACGCGGGGAGCAGAGGCUCCUCUCCGCGCUGGAUUCCCCCUUCGUCGUCUCCUACUUGGGGUUCGAUGUCACCCCCCCGCACGCGCCCGGCGCUGGUUUCCACUACAAUCUCUUUAUGGAGUACGCCCCCGGAGGCUCGCUAUCCGAUGCGAUCAAGAGGCAGAGCGGUCGGCUCGACGAGCUCGCCAUCCGGUCCUACCUUCAUGACAUCCUCAGCGGACUGGUUUACCUCCACUCCAACGGCCUCGUCCACUGCGACCUGAAGAGCCAAAACGUUCUAAUUUGCUCCGAUGGGCGGGCGAAGAUCGCCGAUUUCGGGUGCGCGCGUAAGGUUGAUGGUGACGAAGAACGCCAUCAGCCGAGGGGCACGCCCAUGUUCAUGGCGCCGGAGGUGGCGCGAGGGGAGGAGCAGAGCGCGCCGGCGGACGUCUGGGCCCUAGGCUGCACAACCAUCGAGAUGGCCACGGGGCGGCCGCCAUGGCCGAACAUGUCGGACCCCGUCAGCGCCCUCCACCGAAUCGCCUUUUCCGCCGACGUACCGGAGUUCCCCAGCUGGAUCUCCGCCGAGGGGAAGGACUUCCUGAGCAGGUGCUUGAGAAGGGAUCCCCGGGAGCGGUGGACGGCGGAGCAACUUCUCCGACACCCAUUUGUUGCCGCUUGCUUUGCGUGCCCUCGACCCGACUCCGGCACAAAUUACGACCGCGUUUCACCCAGGAGCACUCUCGAUCAGGCCUUCUGGGAGUCGCUUGCCGACGAGGGCGACGAGGCGGUCGGAGAACCAUCGGAGGAUCCAUCCGAGAGGAUGCAGUGCCUGAUCGGAGGCGGCGCUCCAAGUUGGACGUGGAAUGACGGUUGGGUGACGGUGAGAAGCCACGCCGGGGAGGACAGCCUCCCGGCGACGGGUUCCAUGACCGAAGACGACCGAUCAGUAAACAGAGGGGAUAGCGGCGGCACAAGCAUCAGCGAUUUCAUCUACAGCACUGAUCGCAUCGACAUCGAGCAUGUCAUGGCCGAUGUUGAUGACACGAGCAUUGCUCGAGUAGAAGAGGGAAUCGAGAACCAAGUAUUCACGUGUAAAAGAGAGGUCAACUUAGUUAAUGGAAAUUGCCAUUUGGUCAUCCACAAGGACCGAAUUGACAUCCCAAAUUGGCCUUUUUGGCUCUGCGCAUUUGAUCUUUGGCUUUCUUUAAUAUUCUCCUUCUAACUCUCAAUCACGGGACAGGAUAGGUUGGCCACAGGCUGGAUCCAACCUCUAGGUUAGAUCAUCUAAUGCGGCCCUGAUGAAGGCGAUCAAGAUCCACAC
Musa acuminata subsp. malaccensis (wild Malaysian banana) is the source of this 1496-nucleotide messenger RNA. Its product is annotated as mitogen-activated protein kinase kinase kinase 17. Gene Ontology annotation, biological process: protein phosphorylation; signal transduction. The record is from RefSeq and is a predicted model, not a curated record. Gene Ontology annotation, molecular function: protein kinase activity; ATP binding. Lineage: Eukaryota; Viridiplantae; Streptophyta; Magnoliopsida; Zingiberales; Musaceae.